GUGAAAGUACAUAAAUUUACCAAAAAAAAAUGUACUUAUUCUUGAAGACUUGACCGAGACAAGUGCAAACAACAGUAAAGCUAAUUAUAACAUUAUCAGAUGUCUUAAUACGCAAAACGUCGUCUGCUCAUGAAAUAUGUAAAAUAUUGACAUAACGCCGGACAGAUAACCUAUCUCUUGUUCUUGUCUGCCCGAAGCGGAAUUGAGAGAGAGAGCUGAGACAGAAGAUAUCGUUGUAACAGUCAAUCUUAGUGCUAACAAGAAAAGUAAACUGAAUGUCAAGUUUGAGGCUGCGAUAGGGAACAGAUUACAGCUGAAACGAAAGCAUCUGCUUGAAGAUGCUAUGACGUAAUAUGUUGUUGUCAGUCUUAUGUUGAUCUAUGUAAUAAGCUAAUGCCUCUGGUCUCGUGUCGGAGUGAAAUGGUGCUUGGUUGUCAGUGAUUUCAUUUUAGAAUAAGAGUCACAGCUUGAAGGAUUUGAAUGUUUAUGAUAAGGUGUACUAACAUCCGGUACAUACAGGAUUUGAAAAGUUGGAAAAGAAAUUAAUUUAGUACUUCCCAAAAGGAGAUUCCACGUCUCUGUCGUGUUAACUCAAUUAACACAUCCCUUAUAUUUUUCAUGUGUAAUGGAACUUGCUCUAUGUAUUGUAGUUUAAAGAUUACAAGCGACUUCAAUUGGUAGUUUGUUGUAAACUUGGACGAUUUUACUUAAGUGCUUACCCAUAGUGCUACCCCAUAUUCCAAAGGGAAAGAGGGUGGAAACCCUCUUUCCCUUUCUAAUAUUAACAACAAGAAUUUCUACCGUCGGAAAACUUAACAUUUUCAAGAAACACAAUUCGAAACGAAAUUUUCAAUUUCUUAUGUUCGUUUGAGAGAAAAUACAAUUUCCAAUAGUUAUCACUUAAUCGAAAUUUAGAAACAUAUUCAAAAGACCCGACAGUUUUGUAACGACGUCGUUAUUAGGAUAGUUCUAUGAUUCGUUAUCUUUAGUUAUUAACACAUGUAAAUAUCGUAUCCAAUGAUAGCGCGCGAAAAUCUUUGCACAAACAUACCUUGAGUUUGUUACCAGCAUCCGAACGGACUGUACGCCUCGAACAAAGUGCGAAAUCCAAAACUCUGUUCAUUUGAAAAGUCUUCAGAGUCAUGCCUUGACUCGCCAGUGUUGUCAAAUGUGGUUUUUGAAUUGUUAUUGAAGUUCCAGUCGGAAAAUGCAAGCGAUUUGCGUCAGAAAAACCCGUGUUUAAUGUUCACAUUCGAGGAUAGAUAGCGAGCACGUUUCAUCGUGUAAAAGAGCGGGAGAGUCAUGUCACUAGCACGCUACAUCUGGCUACUGCUGUGCUACGCGCAGUACGCGCGGAGCAACCUGAUGGACGAGUACAAGGAGUACACGACCAGCUUCAUGUACCCCAAGAACGACAAGACGGAGGAGCUGCCCGUCGAGCUCGGCAAGGACUGGCUCUCCGGCUGCAUCUGCAGGGCCACCUACCAUCGGAAGGCGGUCGUCUGCUUCGGGAACUAUGAGUGUAUGAAGUUUCCAAAGGUGCCAAUACAAAGUGAAAUAUUGAGAGUAAGAACUACGGUCAUCAAUGAAAUCCUCAAAGGUGAACUAGAUUAUUUAUAUUAUUUGAAAGUACUUGAGAUAGAAGCAAACCACCAACUGCGGUACAUCGAGCCCGGCGUGUUCUCCAACUUGACAGAUCUGGAACAUCUAUCUAUUUCCUACAACACGUUGUUGAGAUCAAUCCAUGAAACAAUUUUUGAAGGACUUCCGAAUCUCAACAAUCUGACUUUGGUCAACAAUGGAUUUGACUCCGUUUUGGAAUUAACACCCGCCCUUAAACCCAGCAGAUUACCAUUAUUACGAAGACUGGAUUUAUCAGAAAAUUCUUUUGAAACUAUCGAAGAACAUCAUUUCAUCCCAAUGAGAGGAACCAUCUUAAAGAAACUUGUGCUUAAUUUGUGUAGAUUAGAUUACAUACAUCCAAAAAGUUUUCUACCACUGAAACAUUUGAAGGACCUCCACGUCGCAGAUAACGACUUAAACUCCACCUUAAUUGGAAACUUUUUAACAACAAUGAUGGCACAUAAUAUCAGUUUGCUACACCUAGACUUGGCUGGAAUGGGAUUUAGGAAACAUCCACCAAGAAAACUCAUGUCCAUAAUAGCACAGUCUUCGAUACAAAGUUUGAUUCUGGCCAGAAAUCAGUUUGAAAUUAUUGAUGAUGAUAGCUUUCCUCAAAUGGUGAAUUUACAGCUUUUGGAUCUGAGAAAAGUUUCAGCGAUAUCUAUUGGCCCCUUAACUUUCAAUCCGGGAAUAUUUCCAAACUUACGGUUUCUCUUAUUGAGUGGCAACAGUUUACCGGGAAUUCAUGGCACUCACCUUUCUAACCAGCUGAUGCUCUUAGAUCUCUCCGAUAACAAGGGGCACGCAAAUAAUCCUGUUUACUACGAGAUAGAUCGCUUUACAUUUACAGAAAGUGAUAAGCUACAAGUAUUAAAUUUAGCUUUUAAUGGAAUAAGGGCUAUAUUUAAUUACACAUUUACAGGACUGGAUAACCUAAAAGUGUUGACUAUGGAAAAUGGAACUCUCUAUCAUAUCGGAGCAGGCAGUUUUAAGUCUACCAAACAUUUAGUAAUACUCAAUUUAGCAAAUAAUCCCUUGACAGCUAACCAAAAUUUGACUAAAGCACAAUUCGAAGGUUUAACUGAAUUAAAAAUACUUAUUUUAGAGAGUACUGGCAUCAGAAACUUUUCUGAAGACGAAAAUAUAUUUGAGAUGAUGCCUAACUUAACUCACUUGGUUCUCAGAAACAAUCCACUUUAUUACAUGAGCGCCAAAAUCUUGAAACCUUUGCAAAAGCUUCAGUUUCUAGACCUCAGCGAUAACUUGAUGGUAACUUGGUGGGAACCCAUAUUUAUAACUUCAGGUGUAAAACCGACAAAAUUAUACUUGACAAAUAACAAGAUAUCACAUUUCUCAGUCGGCAUGAUCAAAGACAUCAGUUACCUGUUGGAUGACGACAAAGGUGAUGUAGUGAUUGAUCUGAUGGACAAUAUAUUUGUGUGUGACUGCAGGUCUAUGUUUACUACUUAUCGUUGGCUUCAAGCUAACGGAACUACUGCUGUAAAAAAGUACAUACAUAACUCUAAAUUUCAUUGCAGUAGCCCUGACAUAUGGGAAGAUAGGAAAGUAUCAGAGUAUUUGACCUCGAUAAAGAGUUUACAUUGUUUAAUGUUUGAGAAGAUAUCGAGUAUCAUGGUGCUGGUUUGGACUGCACCGUCAUUGGUCACUAUUAUUCUAGUCGCAUUCAUUGUAGCUGUCAUUUACAAGUAUAGAAUGUACAUACGUUACUGGAUGUUUGUAGCAAAGAUAGCUUUAGGAAGAAAUUUGAAGAAGAAGUCGCCAAAGCCAGAUGUUAUUAAAACUUAUAAAUACGAUGCGUUUGUUUCGUAUUGUAAUGAAGAUAGAGACUUUGUUUAUGAGAUGAUCGACCAGCUGGAGUCGAAGCCUCCGUACUUGAAGCUGUGUGUUUAUGAACGGGACUUUGAAAUAGGUUCUUUUAUAUCGGAAUCUAUUUUGACUAGUAUUAACGAAAGCAAGUAUGUCAUACUGAUAAUAAGCAAUAGUUUCGCGAAGUCGCAGUGGUGUCGGUGGGAGACGCAGCUGGCGGAGUACCACCGGAUCUUCCUGGAGGACGGCACCUCGUACGACCCGCUCGUGCUGAUCAGGAUCGGGGAGAUCCAGAGCAAGUACUUGACGACCACGCUCAAGUAUUUGCUGAAGACGAAGAUAUACCACUUGUGGGACCAAAGGAACACUGACGAGUUCUGGAAAAAGUUAAAAAACGCUAUUACCAAGACGUGA
Messenger RNA from Trichoplusia ni (cabbage looper), 3864 nucleotides. Its product is annotated as insulin-like growth factor-binding protein complex acid labile subunit. The transcript is spliced from 3 exons. Lineage: Eukaryota; Metazoa; Arthropoda; Insecta; Lepidoptera; Noctuidae. Gene Ontology annotation, cellular component: membrane. Bases 1303 to 3864 code for a protein of 853 amino acids. Gene Ontology annotation, molecular function: protein binding; transmembrane signaling receptor activity. The record is from RefSeq and is a predicted model, not a curated record. Gene Ontology annotation, biological process: inflammatory response; immune response; toll-like receptor signaling pathway.